Seminavis robusta is the source of this 5519-nucleotide messenger RNA. The record is from the annotation of a GenBank genome assembly. Lineage: Eukaryota; Bacillariophyta; Bacillariophyceae; Naviculales; Naviculaceae.
AGUAUAGGUCCAACGGAGGAGUUCCGAUGGAUGCAGUACUCCUCCGCCUCGUGUAGACGCAUCCCUCCUCUUCCUUUAACUCACAACUCGAGUGGGAGUCUCGACAGAAACUGUCCUGAAUUUGAACCAGGACUUUGGUAUCAUCUCGGACUUUGGUAUCAUCUUUUGGCAACAACUCAUUACACUCAUGUCGGACAAUCAGGUUCCAUCGGAUGUGGCAUUUGACAACAGUCAUGCUGCUGUGUCUCAGGAAGAUUCGAUUAUAUCCAAUGUGUCUUCCCCUGUGGAAACGUGUUCACGAACAGCGGCAACGAAACUUUCCAAUGCGCCUGCCUCUGUGAGCCCUGUAGCAAGCGCAGAAUUCAUGACCGAUACCAACGAUUCGAAGCCUAAUGAGAUUGAGGACAAGACUGACUCACAACGCUAUCAAGCUGCUGUGGAAGCCUUGGAAGAGAAGUAUCCUCAGGCAAGACGAAAGUGGAUCGAUACGUUGCGCUACAUUAUGCAAGCAGAAGAGACACGUUCGUCACGCGACAUCUUCACGAAAACCAGCGAUGACAAUGAAAGUUGCAACCCUUUCAUGUUCGAGACCAAGGACGACGACAAUGACGACGCCAUGGGUGUGCUGCUCACGUCUUCUCAACUGGAGCAAUCGAUGAAGACGGUUCAAGAAAUCUCCAUGAAAUUGGGCAAGUCCGAAGCAACUACACUUUUCUCCUUCUAUGAAGUCGCCAAUGGCGUCAAAGAGGGCUCCGCUCCACCCUUCUUGUUCAGCUUUGCUUGGAAACGCAGUCAAGUGCCAAAGCGGAUCCCAGACCACACCCAAGUGCGCCAGGAUCUCAACUAUCUGAUGAAGAUGAAAUACAAAGAAGUCAAAAACAUCGAAGACCUGCUUGGCCAUCUCACAGUUGAUGACAUUCCUUCCCCGACAAAGCGCCCAGCCACUAGCAGGUUCAUGAUGGAUGUAUUGAUGCACCAGGCAGAAACUCUGUGCAUGAAAACGCACAGGGCACUUCAAAGCUGUAAAGACAAUGGCAAGGAGUUGUGUCUUGGAAUCGUUCGCGCUAGUUUGGCAUACCCAAAGGAUGAAACAACUCAAAUUGUCGAUGGUCCGCUGUUUGAAGUCGUCGUGGAUGUGGUGCUGGACAAUAAGUCAAAAGCAAUCCUUAUUCGCCCAAGGUGUGGCGAGCACGUUAAGGUCAACCGAGAAGUUGUUGCUGCUCUCACGUCGGAUGGGCGCCAUGAUGACGAAGCUCUCGACAACCUAUACCGUCUAGCCAAAGACACGGUUGCACAAUCCAUCAUCCCUGGUACACCUAGCUCUUAUAGCCAGUUGGUUGAAGCUGCUCUGGGUUUGCGCUUCAACAGUUUCAGUAAGGACGAAUGUAAGGGCGGGCACUUUCCCGCGGAAGCACUGAUCUUAUCCCAUGAGUUUUGCUUGUAUUCGAGGAACCAGAUGCGGACUUUGUUUUCAAGAGAUGCGCGCAACCUCGAGAACGCGCUGCAGCAAAGAAAGAUCCAGAUGACGUUGCCUAUCUUGGGACUGAUGGAAGGGGCUGACUCGUUGGAGGGUGCUUCCUUAGCCCGCAAGAACAGGAUCUCGGUGCACCCUUUGCCAACAUCAGCAAGACAGGAGGAGGUCAAUCGAAAGUUGCGGAAAGAAAACAGGCCCGCCGUUGUGGUUCCUGGGCCGCCAGGAUGCGGCAAGACUCAUUCGAUUGUUAGUGAGUGCGCAACAGCUCUAGCUCAAGGAAGCAAGGUUUUGUUCUGUUCUACCAACGAAGCAGCCCUCAAAGCUUUUGUGGACAAAGUACCGCUCAAGAUUCGAGCUUUGUGCAUGAACGUAGCCGGUCUUAAGGAAGGCGAUCUUGAUGGCCUGCGUGAGGCUGUUGAAGAUUUGAACGAGUUGCUUAAGGAUGCCGACGAAAACAAAGAUGAGUACACCAACAAAGUUAAGGAGCUCAAACAAAAGCUUGCAGUAAAGAAGGACGAGAUGUCAAACAACAACCUCAAUAUUGAGGGAGCGCACUCUGAGAAGAUGUCGCUGCUCGAUAGCGCACAGAUCAAACAAGUCCUUGACCUGGUCUCAACCUUCCCACAAUGUUUUGCAUGCCUGGCGACAAUCGAAUUGCAGGGAACUCAAGACAUCGAAUGGGGCCGCAUCCAUGAGGGCUGGGAUGAGCUUUGUGAAAGGAGUGCGGAGGCUGUGUCAUUUGGUGGCAUUGCCAUCGUUACAGAUGAAAUGCUCCAGCUUGUCCGGGAGAAGACUUCAUAUAGUCCUCAACACGAUGACUGCCCUGGAGAGUUCCAAUGGCCUGAUUCGUCUUCGGCAUCGGAUGAAGACCUUGUCGAUGCUAUCACCAUUGCUGGCAACAAGCCUACAACUGAAGACGAAUGGCGACGCGUUCAGUCUUCCCUUGAGUUCAGAAAGGCAUCCGUUGACCCUCUCCUUAAUCUUGGGUUGGAUGCAAAGAAUGUCUUUGUCCAUGAUGGAUACAAUCCAGAUUUCGCGGGAGUGCUCGAAAAGGGAAAGGAUCUUCGAGAGGCCGUGAGCCAAUUGUCGGGGGGAGAGAAGGCGGCCCUUGUGACAUGCAUAGCUGGGCCCACUGAUAGUCAAGCCGUGCAAGAUGUUCGUAACAACAUUGCCAGCGAGAUUCAGAAGCCGGAAGAAGAGCUGGUGAUGUACAUGGUGAUUGAUGCUCUUAAUCGCGUACUUGAUGGUGACGCAAGAAGCAAGCUCCUUGAUUUGCAAACGGACCUUGAAAAGAUCAAAGCUACCGCCAUCUCAUCUUCUCCGAAAGAAAGUGAGCCGACCGAUAUAAAGAAGAAGAAGAAACAGGAAAGCACAAAGAAGCACCAGCUCCACAAACAGUUCGUAACAGCCUUCCAAGAAGCUGCAGGAUCCAUGCCCUUCUUGGUGAUGACCGUCGACCAGGUUAGCAAGUACUUGUCCGCUGAGCAUACCUUUGGUUUUGGAGUAUUCGAUGAAGCCUCUCAAUCUGAAUACACUGCACUGUUGGCAGCAGCUCGCUGCAAACAGCUCCUGAUCGUGGGCGACAACCAGCAAACCAGUCCAAGCGAAUGUGGAUUGUCUGCAGCUCGAAUUAAUGAACUGAUGCACCACUUGCCGGCUCUAAAGCGAGCUACAAAGAAGCGGCUUCUCCCUGCACAGAGCUUUUUCGACCUUUUCACAAACACUUUCAGCCGCAGCCACUAUGUGGUUCGUCUCUACGAACACUUCCGAUGCAGGCCCUCUAUCAUUCAAGUCUGCAAUACAGUGUUCUAUCGAGGUCGACUCGACCCCCUACGUGAAUCGAGCAACAUGAAGGAAGUGGAGCUUGUUCGGGUUGAUGGCAGCAGAGACGCCGCCUCGAAGACAAACGCGCAAGAGAGUGACUUCAUUGCGAAAGAAGUGCGCAAGGAGGUAGAAGGGUCAUUGUCCUUGCCUGAUUCGGAUGUCCAUACGAUUGGAAUUAUUUCUAUGGGUGGAGACAAGCAACGUGAUGAUAUCAAGCGCAAGGUGGAGAAUCAGUUGGAUGAAUUGGCGCGAGAGAAGAACGUUCCAAGCAAGCUGAUCAAGCGACACCGUAUCCUUUUUGCAGUUCCCCAGCAAUGCCAAGGCGAUGAACGUGAUGUUGUCUUUAUCAGCCUUGUCUAUGGUGGCGUUGAAACGAAGAAAGGAAAAGGCAGGAAGAAGCCCAACAAAGUGCCGCAGGAUCCUGUCGUUGCCUUGAGUAAGAUGAAGGUCAAUGAGCUCAAGUGUUUCUGUGAAGAAAAUGGCUUAAAGAAAUCCGGGAACAAGGGAGAGCUCACCGAGAAGAUCCAGGAGCGAUUCAAAGACAAGCAAGUGCUUGCGGAUCGCCUUGUGGCCCAUUUCAAGUGUGAACAAGAAACUGAUGAAGCGAAUGCAGGCGACGACCCAGUUGAAUCGUUACGUAGUGAUGCUAAAGACGACGCGAAGGAAGGUGGGCAGAGACAGAAAAUAUCACCCGAAGUCGCUGAAGCUGAUAAGAAGAAAUGGUGUGUUGCGGUGUCAAGAGCAAAAGAACGGAUGGUGUUGGUCCACAGCUUUGACAAGUCAGAGCUCACCAACAAGAAUGACAUCAGAAUCAAGAUUUUGGAGGCUUGCUCUGAUGUAUGCAGUACUCCUUCCGAUGUUCUGGUUGAUCUGCCAUCUCCCUCUUGCGUUCGGUCAUGGGCCGAGCGAUUCUUAGCAACCAGCCUGACGGAAGCAGGCUUUGUCGUCACGAGACGUGGUGGCAUUGCAUUGAAGGAAGCCCUCUGUGUGCGCCGACGAGAUGGUUCCACUAGCUCGUCUACUGUCCUCCUAUGGAUCGAGAAUGGAGGAGAAUCGAAAAAGCAGUGGCAGGAACUUAUGGAUCAACAACUCUCAUUGGAACGAGCGGGGCGUUCGUGCCUACGAGUCGAUUGCCUGUCUCUGGUUUGCAAUGGGUCGUCAACAAUGAAAAGUCUCUCUGAUUAUUUGGAUGCCAAGCUUCCUGUCUGUUCGGGUGACAAGCGAUGUGCUGCUGUCGCUUCAUCAGCCCCUCCCACCGCGAAGAAACCAAGACAAGAGUGAAAGAGAAGAAUGAAGAGACAUACUCGAUGAAUAUCAAGGAGAAAAGGCACCAUUGUUAGUUCGUGACCUUUGGCUAUGGUCCGCCUGGACAGUACCGGUACUGGUACCGGUAUAUUCUAAGCAUAUAUCAUAGUGUCCCAUAUUUAAAUAUGGAUUGCUCACAACCAAAACAUGUUUAUUUGUACCGAUGUACUGGUACGUACCCUUCCUCUUGAGUGUAUUGGGUCAAGGAUGGGAGGCAAACCCAAUCAACGUGUCAUUGGCACUAUCCAUCCGCUUUUCCACGCUUCGCGUCCACGAUCAUUGCACACCCGCUUGCGAGGGUGCUGGUUAGGCUGCGGUGGCUGCUAAGGACUGAGCUGCUUGCUGCUCGGUGGUGGCAAGUCCCUCCGAUUAUCUCUUGUUGGUACAUGAACCCCAUCAGUCCUGGCUAUUAUACCGGUACCUUAUUGGUACCUAUCAAGGCAAAACUACGGGGACCAAAGAGAUGACUUGCUUGUUUGCAACUGAAGGCAUUCAGUGGUCCUGGGAAAAAGCGUUGCAGCCCAGUACCAAAAUGGGAGAGAAAGCCGCGAACUUUUUGCCAGCGCCCAGAAGGAUGACCUGACUGUACCUGAGAUGCGUUGUUGAAAUGCAUGACGCACUUCGCUCACUCAGGUCAUGGCAAUCGAAUCCACAGCGUUAGAUCUAGUCUAGUCUAGUUGGAAUUGAAAAUGUUCCGAGACGUCGGAGAAAGCUGCGGAAGGAUCUUUCGAGCACCAAGGACGGAAACCACGACAAAAAGGUCCACGACAUCAUUUUUUUGGGUCGAAUCAAUCCUUUUAAGGCGGGCUACAACUUUGGAACAAGGUACAACCGUAAUAGGAAUCACUUCGCAAACUAACUCGGGUAGAGCUAUCCCUAAAUGUAAUAAGUUAGACUAAACACAAACACUUCACUA